AUGAAGGUCCUUACCCGAGUGCCGUUGACGAAACAUCCGAAUGUCGAAGAAAAGCAAGACUAUGCCGACUACAGCCAAACAAGACUAAUCACUCUGCUUCAAAUACCUCAUUACGAACAUUUACAAAUUCUUAUCUGCAAUGGUAAUUCGUUGACCACAUUGGCCGGUAUUGAAAAUUUGAAACAUUUGUGGAAACUGGAUGUUGGAAAUAACCAAAUUCGAAGUCUUCAACAUUUAACACGCUUUAUCGCAUUUGGCUCAUUAAUUCUUUCGAAUAAUCAUUUAACAUGGUUCGAAUUUCAACAUAUUCGUCAUAUGUUCAUUCUCGAUCUCCGCACCGAUGGAAAUCCUAUUCUUGAUUCCGAUCCGAAUUAUCGUCAACAUGUGUUAGAUUGCUUACCUCGAGUAUGGAUGUGUGAUGGGGUCUUCGUCUCAACUAACGAACGUAAUCAAGUCGACGAAUUCUUCACACAAUCAUCAUUGACCCAAAAACCUGUGCGACAUAAAUUAGCUCGUGAUAUGUUCAUGCCAACGAAUUUAAAAGAUCGUUCAGUGAAUGGUUUAUUUGGAAGCAAAACAACAGAAUUACUGGCGAAGUUUCCAUCGAAUGCAUUCAUCAAUGCAGAACUUGAUCGCAAGAGAAUCAAGCACUUAGCUUCAACGAUCCAAGAUUUAUUUCUUAUAGAAAUGAAAUAUGAUGUCACGAAAAAAUACAACGAAUUUCUAACUGAGAAUCGUCAUAAUUUCUAUCAUUUGACCGAUCUUCGACAAGCACACAUCGAAGAAUUCAACAUGCUACUAAUUAUACUUUUAACUGAUCUUCUAUUUAAAAUUCCUGGUGAUCUAUUGGACAAUAUUAUGGAAGUAACACGCAUUAAAACGAUCGAAACUUUAAAUGUUUCUCAGAUAUUUUCUGCUAGCAGUCAACUAAAAUGUUUGAUUGCAUCACUCGUUCAUGCCGGUGCUCGACUCGAUCGCGAUGAAAAUCAUCCUUCAGCAUUCUAUGACAAACUUUUCAGCAGUCUUUCAAUUGUCGUCACGAAUCAAAUGCGACAAUUAUCACCCUCGAUUACAAAUCAAACUUAUCAAAAUAGCGGAUUAGUUUCCGAAGCAAAGGCAAUGGUUUGCCUGGAAGUCAUGCAAGUUUUCAUCAUGUGCCCAGUUUUUUAUACACUCGUCGAUCAUCCAAAUGUGAAUGCUAUCUUACAGCAAGCAUUAGGUCGAUCACCUGCUUAUGGAAGUAUUCGGGAUGUUUUACAAAGUUUUGUUGCUGAUCAAAAAACUGCUGAAGAACAAAAGGAUUUGCUCAGCCCGAUACUUGGUAAUAUUUUGAAGAUGACUAUUCGAACAUUGUCUACGAAGCGAAUGAAAAAAUCGAAGGCACCGUCGCUUGUUGCUAAUGAACCAUUACGAGUGGAAAGUACAAACUCAAAUCAACACUCGCAAGAACAUAGUGCGCCUUCAUCACGAUCAUCACAACGUCCAAACACGCAUCGUGUACCGAACAUUGGUGAUCGUGUUCUUACAGCUCCUCAACGUAUUGGUCGCAUUGUAACAAUACCAGAUACCGAAAUUGCUAUGGUACAAUUCGAUCACAUUCUGUCUGCAUAUGGAGCGAUGGUAAGCAAUGGUUCGCUAUCCGACCAUACAAACUAUAUUCAUCUGAGUGACUUUGAAUGGGACAUUGUACAUGAAUAUUGGAAACCUAAGUGUGCAUCGGGUGAUAAAAUAACUCUACAAAUGACAACAAUACGAAAUGAAACAACCCGAUUGCCAACCCCUCCACAACCGUUGCUACAGCCCUCGCCACGAACAUCACCACCACCACCGCGAAAUAUGACGCGAUCAAAAACGCCUGAAUCAGUAGAACGAGAGUGUCUUACACCGAAAAUUUUUGAUAUGGAUCUUCACGAGCCAAUCGAACCUGCCCUUGAUGUUUCUCGUGAAGUCACUCCACAACCUUCACCUGUUCCAGCUAUUGAAAAUCCUACGGAUAAUCACGAAGAAACAGUUUUCAGUCCUCACGAAGUAUCCAAGUCACCAUCACCGAUUCCUCCUACUCCCGAACCUAGAGUAGUCACUCCAGACGAACCUUCCAAUGAGCGUCCGUUAUAUGUUCGUAUAACAAAGCAGAAACAAGAACAGCAGCCUAAGUUGUUCUCGAAUCGUGAAAUAAUAAUUCCGUCACCGGUGCUUAUUGAAUCGACAGUUGUCUUUAUACCUGAGCGAAUUCAGACACCUUCGGUAACAACUGAAUAUAUACAACAGCCAACUACUAGCUCUAAAGCACAUAUCAACGAAUCGAGAUCAUCGCGUAUCAGUUCAACGUUUGAACGUUCACCUAUUCUUCGCUCUGCAACAACAGCUUGUCCUCGAUCGACGACACAUCGCGUUCAUGUACCAGUACACAAUGCAUCACAAUGGUUCAGUGGACCAGACAUGAAAAAUGAACGAACAGGUCGAAUGGAACGAGUUGUCGCUGCACUUGUACAUCGAUCAUAUCGACCGCCUGCUACAUAUGGUAUGCGACGCGUACCAACAUUAACAUCUCCGUCCUCGAAAGAUCAUGUCCAUUCGAAAGGAAUUCGUCCGGGAACAUCUUAUGAUUUUCACAUCGACACUCAUCGAAUGACACCAGCUCCAUUGAUUGCUCCUCGUCCAUCACAAUCAUCUAAAAACUACCGUACUGCAUCGAUGCAUUCUAAUGGUGUCAAUCAUUCGACACCUACGAAUUCAAAUAUCAAUCGUGUUAGAUCAUUGCUCAAUCCACCGUGCCCAUCACCUGCUUGGAUGUGA
Adineta ricciae is the source of this 2796-nucleotide messenger RNA. The record is from the annotation of a GenBank genome assembly. Lineage: Eukaryota; Metazoa; Rotifera; Eurotatoria; Adinetida; Adinetidae.